This is a messenger RNA of Frankliniella occidentalis (western flower thrips), 1937 nucleotides long. Its product is annotated as sialin-like. NCBI's taxonomy places the organism in Eukaryota, Metazoa, Arthropoda, Insecta, Thysanoptera, Thripidae. Gene Ontology annotation, biological process: transmembrane transport; monoatomic anion transport. The record is from RefSeq and is a predicted model, not a curated record. Gene Ontology annotation, cellular component: plasma membrane. The transcript has 10 exons. Gene Ontology annotation, molecular function: transmembrane transporter activity. The coding region runs from base 93 to 1706 and encodes 537 amino acids.
CCCGCGGGCUGGGCUGGGACCGCAGGCCGGCGGCGGGACUCAACCGUUCAAGUAGCACGUCUUUAUUCCGAGCGCACCGUCGCCGAGUCAACAUGGGGUCAGACUGCGUGACUGCCCGCCGGGUGCUGUGGGUGCUCGUGUUCUUCGGCUUCGCCGUCAACUACAUGAUCCGCAUCAACAUCAACAUCGCCAUCGUGGCCAUGGUGCGCGUCCCGAAGGCCAAGGACGGCGCGGCGGCGGUCGUCGGCCAGUGCGUUCUCGAGGAGCAGCUCGCCGCGGCCGCCGCGAACCACUCCACGACCGAGGGCAUGCUGACCCGAUGGAGCUCCACGAUGACGCCCCUCGGCACGCCCGCGCCGCCGGCCGGCCCCGGGGACGGGCUCGACGAGGGCUUCGACUGGGACGAGCGGCAGCAGGGGCUGGUGCUCGGCGCCUUCUUCUGGCUGCACUGGGCGAUGCAGGUGCCCGGCGGCGUCCUGGCGCGCCGUUACGGCACCAAGCUCGUCUUCGGCCUGGCCAACCUGAUCCCGGUGCUACUCACGCUAUUGGUGCCCGUGGUCGCGUACUGGGACUACCGCGCGCUGCUCGCCAUCCGCUUUCUGCAGGGCCUGAUCGCGGGUUUCGCGUGGCCGUCCAUGCACAACAUGACUGCCCAGUGGAUUCCGCCCAACGAGCGAAGCAAGUUUGUCACCGCAUAUUUGGGAAGCUCGGUGGGCGCGGCGUUGACGUUCCCGCUCUGCGGCCAGCUGAUCCACACCUUGGGCUGGGAGUCGGUGUUCUACGUCUGCGGCGCCCUGGGCCUCGCCUGGUACGCCCUCUGGUUCGCCUUCGUGUUCGACUCCCCGUCCAGACACCCGCGCAUUUCCGCGGAGGAGCUCACCUACAUCACCGAGUCGCUGGGGAAGAGCGUCACUCAGAGGCAGAUUCCCACGCCGUGGAGGGCGAUCCUCACGUCCAGGGCCGUCUGGAUGAACAUCGUGGCGCAGUGGGGUGGCGUGUUCGGCCUCUUCACCCUCAUGACGCAGGCGCCCUCCUACUUCCGGUACAUCCACGGCUGGAACAUCCGCAUGACGGGGCUGUUGUCGGGGCUUCCACAUCUCAUGCGCAUGCUGUGGGCGUGGCUCUUCUCCGAGGUGGGCGACUACCUCCUGAGGAAAGGCAUCAUGUCCAGAACCAAUGUGCGCAAGCUGGCCACAUUCUCUUGUGACGUGGUCCAGGGGCUGCUGAUCCUCUUCCUCACGUUCUCCGGCUGCAACGCCAUCGCCGCCAUCGUCUUCCUGACGGCCGCCACCGCGGCCCACGGCUCCGUGUCCACGGGACCCCUUGCCAGCAUGGUCGACAUUAGCCCAAACUUCGCCAGCAUCAUCCUGGGCAUCAGCGGCAUGAUCUCCGUGCUGCCCGGAUUCAUUUCGCCGAUCAUCGUCGGCCAGCUCACGUUCCAAAACCAAACCGUUGAGCAAUGGCAAAAGGUCUUCGGCAUCACGGCCGCCCAGGUCAUCGUGUGCGGCGUGGUGUACUGCCUGUUCGCCCGGUCCGAGCUGCAGCCCUGGAAUUCACCUUUCGGGUCGGACGCUCGCGAGGAGGCGAAAAACGGCGACCGGAACCGGAAUGGCGUGUCCAGGGCUUCCCUGCCGUCCAUCGUAGUCACUGGAUCCGUGCACGAGCUGCAACCACUCAACGAAAAGGGGGAGAUAACAAGACUGUGAAAUUUAUGUUAGAUUUUUAUUUAAAUUGUUUUCUAAUUGUAAAUUGCUUGACCAAAGCAUCUCCCGUCGAAGCGGUAACUACAUUGUAUCUCGACCGCAUGGGGUCUGCGGACUGUUCGGACCCGUGUCGAAGUUGGUACCUAAAUCAGUCUGUGCGGUCGCCAGCUAGGCGGGAGCUGUAAAGUGUACUACAUGUUGACUGGGCUAAUAAAUCUAUCGUCGGGCGCUCAA